Cajanus cajan (pigeon pea) is the source of this 1193-nucleotide messenger RNA. Its product is annotated as transcription factor MYB1-like. NCBI's taxonomy places the organism in Eukaryota, Viridiplantae, Streptophyta, Magnoliopsida, Fabales, Fabaceae. The record is from RefSeq and is a predicted model, not a curated record.
UAGAGACAGUGAGUGAGAAAUAGAGAAGAUGGGAAGAAAGGCCAAUUGUGCCAAUCACGAUGUUGUGAACAGAGGUCCUUGGUCUGCUGAAGAAGACAAAAUUCUUAUGAACUACGUUCAAGUCCAUGGCGAAGGAAAAUGGAGAGAGCUUUCCAAAAGAGCUGGCUUGAAAAGAUGUGGGAAGAGUUGCAGACUGCGAUGGUUGAAUUAUCUUAAACCAGAUAUCAAGAGAGGAAACAUUUCUUCGGAUGAAGAAGAUCUUAUUAUCAGACUACAUAAGCUCUUAGGAAAUAGAUGGUCUCUGAUAGCGGGACGUUUACCAGGGCGAACAGACAAUGAAAUUAAGAACUAUUGGAAUACUUAUUUGAGAAAGAAGGUGGAGCAGAAUCAUAAUCCUCACAAAAUUCGUGACCAUGAUGAAUCUCCGGGGUGCUCAAAAACCUCCUUGGGAGAUCUUGAUCCUGCAAAAUCCUCACACCCAAUGAUGAUUAAACCUAAAUCAAUGAGAUGUACCAAGGUUAUGAUGCCAACUCGAGAAGUCAACGAUUCAGUCAACGCAAUGAAUUUGAUCACAACGAGCUGGGACAAUCAGAACCCUUCUACGUCCAUGCCACAAGACCAUGUGCAUAAUCAUUGCUUAACGGAUGUUCUCCAAGACUUCGACAUCAAUGACGUGUUAAUGUCGUAUGAAGAUGAUGAUUGUCGUUUUAAUGGAUAUGCUUGUGUGGAAGUACCCCAACAUAUUUUUGAAGAUGAAACUUGGAGGCUUGAUGAUUCCAUGGGUGAUCAUGGAGCAUGGUAUGAGAAUUGGAAGGUUGAUACCUAUUUUCCACAAGAACAAGACAUGGGUUUUUAUUCAUUUUAAGAGGUGGACAACAUUUAGGUAAUAUAUUACUUUGAGUGUUUUUAGCACUGUUCUUCAAUAAAAUUAGAAUUUCAUUUUAGCAUCAUGUGCAAUAAAGGUUAGCAUCAAAAGUUGGUACUAAAUAGAAAUUCUAAUUUUGAAUCAAGAACAGUUGUGAAAGCCCUUAAAGUAUUAAUUAUACCUAAAUACUCUCUUUGAAAAGAUUGAACCUACAAUGAAAUGGUUGAGGAUGCUAAAUCAAAACAAUCUAAUAAUAAUAAUUAUUAUUAUUGUUGAAGUUGAUAAAGUUUUGAUGGUUCUGUCACGUUUGGUGUGACUAGUGUGAUUU